Messenger RNA from Ruditapes philippinarum (Manila clam), 1731 nucleotides. RefSeq lists its product as uncharacterized. Gene Ontology annotation, molecular function: nucleic acid binding; RNA-DNA hybrid ribonuclease activity. Bases 1 to 1731 code for a protein of 576 amino acids. The record is from RefSeq and is a predicted model, not a curated record. The transcript has a single exon. Lineage: Eukaryota; Metazoa; Mollusca; Bivalvia; Venerida; Veneridae.
AUGUCUGAUACAGAGCCAGUGGAGCGUGGUACACCCCAGGGCUCGAUCCUCUCGCCGUUAUUAUUCUCUAUUAUAAUUAACGGCUUACCAGAAUCUCUCUCUGGUUCUGGUAUGGUCAUUAGCCAGUUUGCUGAUGAUUCCAGCACCUGGAAAUCUGGGUCCAAUUUGGUUAAGCUAGCCAAGGAUGCAAAAGCUGGCAUGGACUCUCUAUGGGGAUGGGCACAAAAAUGGGGCUUUAAAAUAUCUGAAACUAAAACUGUGGGUAUUGUAUUUGGUAAUCAAAAAAAGCACAAUUUGAACGUAUCUUUAGGUGGUACACCCGUUAAUUUUGUUAAAACGGUCCGAUUUCUAGGUUUACUUUUUGAUGAAAAAUUAACAUUCGGGCCGCAUAUCAAGGAUUUGGUCAACAGAUGUAAAAAGGAUUUAAAUGUCAUGAGGAUGUUAAAAGGCACUGAUUUUGGGACUGAUAAGAAUAGCCUAUUACUCCUAUAUAAAUCCUUAAUACGUUCAAAGAUAGAUUAUGGUGCUCAGAUCUAUUCUUGUGCUAAAAAAACACAUCUAAAUAAACUCGAUACCGUACAAAACACUGCUCUCAGAUUGGCCCUGGGGGCCCUUUACUCCACACCAGCAAGGGACCUGGAGAUGGAGGCCGGUAUAGUACCCCUAUCAAUAAGGAGGAAAUCCCAAACUUUAAAAUAUUAUACCCGGGUUCGAGCCUCUGCGGCAGACAACCAGGUACGAGGACUGCUGGGAAAAGGCCACUAUAAACUUAAUAGGUUUAAAGACCCAGCCCUCCCCUUUGGUGCUGCAACGCAGGACCUAGCGGAGGAGUGUGGUAUUAAGGAUUCAAACAUUGUUGAGAAGCGGCCCAUGGUGGUUCCGCCGUGGACCCUAACCUUGCCUGAGGUUGACAUAACGUUACAAGAAAAAGUGAACAAAUCUGAUUUGCCGCAUCUCGCAAAUACAGAAACAAAAAUAUUAAUUAACAAAUAUAUAGGUCAAACACACAUUUAUACAGAUGGAUCAAAGGACCCGGACUCUGGCAGGGUUGCCUCGGCUGUAGUAAUACCUUCCAUACAAUAUGAAAAAAUUGAUAGGUUAACUAAUAAUACAUCCAUCUAUACCGCCGAGCUCCUUGCUAUUAGAAAUGCUAUGUGCUGGAUUCAUGACAGUGAUAUAACAAAAGCUGUCAUUUUCUCGGAUUCACUUUCUUCACUGAAAUCCAACAAUAGUCAGUCGAGACCAGACUUAUUAAAUGAAAUAAUUCUACUAUAUAAUAAAGUCCUAAACCUAGGAAAACAGGUUACCAUAGUUUGGUGUCCAGCACAUAUAGGGAUCUCAGGCAAUGAACAGGCAGACAGGGCGGCCAAAAUGGGCUUAAACCUCAACCGUGUCACUGAAUCAAUCUCACUCUCCCCCACUGAGAUAUAUUCCAAAAUUAAAAAAUAUAUAGUUCACUUGUGGCAGACUGAAUCUAAUUCCUGCCAGGGUCAGAGGAAACAUAUAAAUAGCUCAGUGGGGCUCAGUCGCCCAGUUCAAUAUUCAAAUAAUCUAAAAAUAGAUAGGGCUAUAACAAGACUGAGGUUGGGCACAACUUUAUUACCAGGGGACUCUGGCCAAUAUAUCAAGAAAAUAAGCCCCAAUUGUGCCCAAUGUGGAGUGAGAUACAAUAUAUCCCACCUAUUGCAUGAAUGCGACCAGUUCACUUGGUGCUAUAGGUUUGGGAUAUAG